This is a messenger RNA of Mucor velutinosus, 1368 nucleotides long. RefSeq lists its product as uncharacterized. Gene Ontology annotation, molecular function: protein binding; RNA polymerase II general transcription initiation factor activity. Gene Ontology annotation, biological process: transcription initiation at RNA polymerase II promoter. The coding region runs from base 1 to 1368 and encodes 455 amino acids. Gene Ontology annotation, cellular component: transcription factor TFIID complex. The record is from RefSeq and is a predicted model, not a curated record. Lineage: Eukaryota; Fungi; Mucoromycota; Mucoromycetes; Mucorales; Mucoraceae. The transcript is spliced from 6 exons.
AUGAAUAAUCACAACCAUAACAACACAAACAACUAUGGCGGAAUACCGGUUGCACCUCCUUAUUAUACAAAUCGAGACACUGAAAUGACAGAAACUCAACCAAAGUCUCGACAUCAGCUCAAACACAAUCCUGCUGGAAAGUUGGCGAAACAAAGAUCAUCGCCAGGAAAGAGAAUUGUCUAUUAUCACAGUUUAGAACCCGACAUCAACCACAUUAAAAAGCCACUGAAGAGAAUAGAUUUUACGCAGAAAUUACCAGCCGAAUUAUGCACAUUUAUCGUAUCACUACUCGAUUUUGACACAUUACUUGUGAUUCCCAAAGUAUCGCGGCUAUGGGCCCGUUUAUUCUACAUUGAUGAGAUUUGGAAGCUAAGGAUGACAGAAAACAACUGGAAACUAAAGAUGCCGCCCAACAUGUAUCUGUCUGACGAGGAGCAGAGUUGGUACUACUGGUUCAAACAAAGAUAUCAAUUGCAGCAUCGAUGGAAUAUCGGCAAAGUGGCUUCCCAUUAUUUACUGGGCCAUCACGACAGCGUUUAUUGCCUCCAAUUUGACGAUGAAAAGAUUGUUACUGGCAGCAGAGAUCGCACCAUCAAGAUAUGGAAUCUGAAUCUGUAUCAAUGCACCGAUACACUGGAAGGACAUCAAGGCAGUGUGCUGUGCCUUCAAUACAAUGACCAAGUCAUUAUCUCUGGAUCAUCAGAUCACACUGUGAUUGUGUGGGAUAUGAGAACCAAGCGCAUCCGUGGCCGUCUUCAUGGCCAUUCUGCCGGUGUAUCUGACAUUUCAUUUGAUCAUCGUUACAUUGUGAGUUCAUCAAAAGACGGUUCUAUUCGUAUUUGGAGUAGCAGCACGUUUCAGCCCAUUCGUAUGAUAAUAGGCCAUCAGGGCCCCGUCAAUGCAAUUCAGUUAAAAGGAGACUAUCUUGUUUCGGCUUCCAGUGAUGCAUUGAUCAAACUAUGGCAAGUGUCGACUGGCGAACUGAUUCGAGAAUUUGCAGGGCACAGGCAUGGUCUAGCUUGUGUUCAAUAUGAUGGCAAAACCAUUGUGAGUGGUUCCAAUGAUCACACAAUCCGCGUAUGGGAUGCUGAGACUGGCCAAUGUACUCGUGUAUUUCAGGGUCAUACUGGACUUGUGAGAAAUCUUCGCUUUGAUGGCAAUAAGAUCGUCAGUGCUAGUUACGAUCAGAGCAUCCGCGUAUGGGAUAUAAAUUCUGGAGCAUGCUUACUCAACUUUCAAAGUGGCCAUACAAGCUGGAUUUUCGAUGUGCAUUUCGACAAGAAGCGGAUUAUUAGUUCGAGCCAGGAUAGAAAGAUACUCGUCAUGGAUUUUGCACAUGAGUUGAAUACAAGAUGUCUUGAUCUCUAG